CAACAACCCAGGUAACCAAAUCCAUGCCCUCACUCACAAACUCGGUUUCCAUUUCCGUGUCUAUGUUCAGACUGCCUUGCUUAUUAUGUAUGUUGCUUGUGGCUGCUCCUUGCUCUCCACGUGUUCUACGAAAUGCCCGAUUGGAAUUCUGUCGCUUGGAAUUUCAUGAUAACUGGUUUGGCCAAAUGGGGUGAGCUUAAAUUGGCUCGGUCUCUCUAUGUUGUGUCCUGUACUGCUAUUAUUGAUGCCUACUCCCGAAAGAAUCAGCCCCGUGAAGCUGUUGCUUUGUUUCGAAGAAUCGUUGUUGAAGAUUGCGUUGAGUCUACUGAGAUUACACUUCUGGCCGUAUUUCCAGCUGUUUCGGUUCUUAGGGCUCUUAAGAUUUGCCAAUCACUUCAUACUUACGGUGAGAAGAGAGGAUUUAAUGCAUCUGACAUACGUGUCACCAAUUCCCGUUUGGAUUCUUAUGCAAAAUGUGGCUGCAUAGAGAGUGCAUUGAGAUUAUAUGAGGAGGUAUCUGUUGAGAGGAAGAAUUUGGUGUCAUGGACAUCUAUAAUCUCUGGGUUUGCAAUGCGUGCAAAGGGGAAAGAAGCCAUCGAGUAUUUUAAUAGUAUGGAGCAAGUUGGUCUCAAACCAAAUCAAGUGACGCUCUUGAGUAUUUUCAAUGCUUGUAGUCAUGGAGGAUUAAUUGAUGAGGGGCUGAACUUCUUUAGGAAGAUGGUCGACGAGUAUGAAAUUGCACUAGAUAUCAAGCACUAUGGGUGCUUAUUAGAUAUGCUAGGGAGGGCAGGGAGAUUAGAAGAAGCAGAAAAUAUGGCUUUGGAGAUUCCUUCCAAUAUCGUUAAUGUUGUGAUCUGGAGGACCCUGUUGGGUGCUUGUAGCUUUCAUGGUAAUGUGGAAAUGGGUGAGAGGGUGACAAAGAAGAUACUGGAGAUGGAGAGAGGAUAUGGGGGAGACUACGUGCUUAUGUCCAACAUCUUUGCUGGGGUUGGAAGGUGCAGUGAUGCCGAGAGAAUGAGAAGCUUGCUGGAUGAGAGGAAUGCCUUCAAACUUCCAGGGCAUAGUUUGGUCUAACUGGUGCUGAAGAUGGGCAACUAUGGUUGAGAGAGAUUAUGAAUGUUGAUGGUGAUUGCUAGAUAAUCUCAAGUUUGAGAAAACAAGGCCAAUAUCUGAAAAACAAGUUAUUAAUGCAUUUGAGCGUUUGGGAAUUUAUCAUCAGGUUGAGAAGUGGCGUGACAGCCUCAGACAAUCGUUUUCUUCGGUUUUGUUUAUUCCCCUACUUGACAAGAUUGAAACCAGUCAUAUUCAGGACUAAGGAAUGGCAGCCAACAUCAACUCUUGAUGAAGAUGGACUUAUGCAUCAGUUACGAGCUACUCUCAUCCAGGCUAUUGAUGCUUCAGCCUCCAAGCUGCCUCAAGCCAAUCUGCAACAAACCUCACAGCAGAAUCCAUUUGUCCGUCUUAUGCAGGAGAGUGUGGAUGCCAUCACUGAACUCCAGAGGCUUCAUUCAUUGAUGAAGGGAGAGUUGGUUUCGUGAUUUUUCACUAUGUAUAUCACCUUAUGCGGGCAUCUGACGUAGUCUUAGGGUUAUGAAUAACGGGAUUUUGUGAAAUUAGAAUUUGACUAUUUAAGAAA
Molecule: messenger RNA, 1636 nt
Organism: Prunus dulcis (almond)
Lineage: Eukaryota; Viridiplantae; Streptophyta; Magnoliopsida; Rosales; Rosaceae
Product: pentatricopeptide repeat-containing protein At1g09220, mitochondrial-like
Biological process (GO): RNA modification
Molecular function (GO): protein binding; RNA binding
Source: RefSeq, a predicted model, not a curated record